AUGCCAGAAUUAAAUACUUUUUGUUGUUGGAAAACUGUGAAGAGCGGAGCAUAUGCUUGUGCUCUCUACACUCUGAUUUUUUAUACAGCUCUUUUUAUUGCGGGAGUAUGCCAUGCUCAAACAGUAUCAAGUUAUUCAUCCAUGUUUGGAUUUUGUUUGGUGAUGGUGGUUUUAUCUGCCGUAUGCAUCAUUUGCUCCGUUAUAUUAAUCGUAGGAUUAUAUAAGGAUAACAGAUAUCUUCUACUGCCUUGGACGGUAGCAGUUGCUAUGACAACGCUAAUAGAUGUCAUGGUUUCAUUUUAUCUCAUAAGAGAUGCUAUCACUGAACCAUUUUUGGCCGUUCUAUUUGUUACAGAUGUUCUUAUAUGUGCUGUUAAUGUUUAUGCUCUUCUAUGUGUUUUGUCCCAAUAUCAAGAAUAUAAAAUUGGACUAGUGAGAGAAAACGUGGUCCAGCCUCGUGAUCAAGAAGCUCCCCGUGAGCCGCCACCCAAGGCACCUGUUACCUCAUCAGUAACUGAUGAAGUCAACUCUAGUCAUGCUCUAUUAAAUCCAUCAGCCGUGGCACCAAAAAUCAGUCUCGCUGGACCAUCUACAUCAGCAGGAAAAAUGGUUUAUUGUGAGCUGACCACCAUAUCAGAAGAAAUGCACUGUCAGACACCCGUUGCAGUGAAAGAAAUGCAGUUGACAUCUUUCUCUGAACAACCUACAAACAAUGAAACGGUGGAAACUGAUGUAAAACAAACCAGCGAGCUUUAAUCUAGUUGUUCUACAUAAGGAAACAUUUUUGAAUAAAUUUCAUACUGUCA
Molecule: messenger RNA, 806 nt
Organism: Uloborus diversus
Lineage: Eukaryota; Metazoa; Arthropoda; Arachnida; Araneae; Uloboridae
Exons: 7
Coding region: 1-756 (251 amino acids)
Source: RefSeq, a predicted model, not a curated record